ACGACGCAACACCACGGCCACGGCCAGUAACGCGACGUCACUGCACGUAGCGCGAGGGAUUCCGUUCCAAUAGCAAGAUCGAACCGCCGGAGAAAGCGAUCUGCACAGCGGUUGUGAUAUAGGAAGGGAGUGACAAAGAGAGAGAGAGAGAAACCGAGAGAUAUAAACUGUGUGAAGGAAAGGUGAAAUUGCGAGUGUGCGUGAUCCCAUGCGAGCGGAACAGAGACCGCAGAGUCCGCCGGCCUGAAAGAAGCGGUAAAAAGAAAGCGUCUGCACACGGGGCACGAUCGUGACCAAAACUGGGGCCUCCGAACGGUGCCGAUCCGGAGCAGUGUGGUCAAUUCCGACGCAAGACGCAUACGAGCAAGACCGUCUCGAGCAGCACCGGCAAACGGGCGUCGCGAGUGCUACUUUCUUUUUCGCGGUCUUACGCAUUCGCUUCUGCGCAGGCGACCGAGUGUGCCCUAGUGUGUGGAGCAGAAUCAGCCAAGUCGCAAACCGAACGCACGCGCUUAGCGAACGCGUGCCAUUUGUUUGUCAUCAUCGUGUGUUUGUUCUGUGUUGUGUGGCUUUUGUUUUCUCGGCAUCCGGAAACAAGAACGACGUGCCGGAAACAUAGAGUGAGCUUUGAGAAGAGUGAUAUUGUGGGGUUCCUAGUGGAAAGAACUGAACGCGCGCGUAAGCAACGAACCCUGUUCGUUCUCCAGUCCAGGGCUGGUGACUCCAGGAACUUUAACGCGUUCCACCGCUAAGGGAAAGUUCAAGGUUCUCUUUCCUUGGAAUCUCGGGUGAAAGUGACCGUCGGGCGAACGUACUCGACGCGCACGCCCACGGCCGAGACGCUACCAUCCGGAUGCGAUCCGGACGAUCCGGACGGGCAUAACAUUUCGAACAACGGCGGGAGCCCGGCAGGAACAUCGCUCUAAGUGCUCGGGGCAGGGGUAGAAUAAUCACCCCAAAACCGGAUCUGACGUCCUUAUCGUACCAUCGGGAAAAAUUGUGUUCGGUGGCGGCACAGACGCACCACAAAACGGCCCACCGCUGUCAAUUAACUGACAGGAGGGUGUGAUUACUGUCCGUAGAAUCUGUGGAAGAAGAACCCAACAGUGACUCGAGGUGUAGAAAUUGUAUCGGGCCCGGUGUGGAUUCAUUAGCCUCCCGAAAAAGUCCUAUCCUCGGCUGCCGCUCCCACCUGCUGCGUGUGUUUGUGUGUUUUACCUGUGUUCUACCUGUAGACCGGUGCCAGUGUCAGUGACUGUGCGUGAUAACUCAUCUUACACCCCUCAACAAUUGCCGCCGGACGGGGAGUGCGAUGGCGACUGCUCAGUGCCGGCAAGGGGCCUGCUGGAUGCUGCCGCUCGUGGUAGCUAUCCUGGCCGGAAUCGCGCUGCUGACCGCAUCCGUAAAUGGGUUAAGUUCAACAGGUGAAAGAGAGAGCCGAAAACUUUUCGGUGGGUACCGAAUUACGCCAAAGUUCUGCAAUGCUACGCGGUCGCUGCUGAAACGUGAGCCGGAACGACGUGGCCCCACGAUCUGCAUGUUCAAUCACGAAUGUUUCCAGCGGCAGGGUGAAGUCGUGGGUGCCUGUAUGGAUGGGUUCCUGUUCGGGACCUGCUGCGAGUUGCCGCUGACGAAGGAUACGCUGGCGACGGGCGCACUGAUGGAGCAAAUCAACACCACCGAACAGUCGGCCCAGUCGUCGCUCAGUUCAGCCAUUGCCAGCCAGUAUGAAAAGUUUGGCAGCCAGAUGACGAGCGGUGGCUAUGGGGAGGGUACGGUGCACGUGGAACAGGACCCACCGAAGCCGGAUUCGCUGGAAACGGACACGAGCGGAGGGUAUACGGCGAGCAGUGAAAAAAUUAAACCACUGUUUACGAAAAUCCAGAACAACAACUACAUCGUGAAUGAUGAUCUGGACGAGGACAUUGUGCUGAACAGUAUCAGUGCGAACAAGUACGAUGUGGCGAGUGAUGCGGUGUCUGUGUACUCGCCGUCCACCAAUAAGAUUAAGACGGAAAGCGAUGAGCUGCCUUCGUCUUCGCUCGGUUACCCAUCUACGACGGAAUCGGACGAGACACACUACGUGCAGGUGAACAAGGAUGGUGUUUAUAGUGCGGAGAUUCCUUCACUGCUGAGUGCGUACGGUGAUACGGGUUCGAGUGAAACUAGUGGUGCUGGAUCAUCUUCCAUAUCGACGGAAACGAGUACCGACAUCACGGCUACCGGUGUGCAACAAAUUGCCAACCAGAUCUUCCAGGAGAACAGCCAGUUCUUCGACCACAGUGACAUUACACACCCUGCAGCCGAGACGGAUCUUCUCAACGAGCAUGGGGUUGUUGACCAGAGCUACGCAAAUCCGAAUGAUUUUUCUGGAGUACCGCAGGCAUCUCAAGCCGUGCCGCAACAGUCAGCUCCAACGGUAAAGCCUGUGAAGGUGACCUACCCAAAGCCACAGUUCAAGCCUCGUCCGAAACCAACACAACCGAGUUCAAAUGAAGCUGCUGGUAGUAGCCAGUACGUCCUAGUGCAGACAAUCUCGAAUGACACUAAAAAUGAUACCCAAUCCAAGCCGACUGUUUCCAUGAACAAUAUUCCCUCGAUCGAAUCGAUCAUUCUUAUGCUGAACGAUUCGAAUGUUGGUCCACAGUACGAAACCGAUGAUGCCAAUGCAACGAAGGCUUCGUUUGAGGCAUCUACUGCACCGUCCACGUACGGUACGGCUUCGAUCGACUACGACAAGUACGGACCGACCAGCUUCUACAUCACCAAGCCACAAAAGACUGAGGCACCGACCGUGACGCACACCACCAGCAAUGUCCCUUCCACGAGCUACGUCUACAGUCCGAAGCCCACAAAGCGACCAACUUUGGCGCCGGUUGUAGUACAGGCCACUCUGCUAACGAACAGUGCCGUUUCCUAUGGAGGAUCUGCUUCACCACAAAGUGAACCGCUACCCUCGUCGACACACCGACCACCACCGACGAAGAUCAUAGUUUCAUCGAGCACCUCCAAGCGACCGGUUCUUAUCACAACCGACACACUGGCUAGCAGUGGCUAUUACACCGGACCAACAAGGCCCGCAUCCACUGUGGCCGUUUCUUCCGUGCAGCCGACGAAGAAGAUCACAACGAUUGCUACUAAACGUCCGAUCGCCACCACGAUCAAACUGCCAGAGUAUAUCGUACAAUCUUCGACACUGUCUCACCAGAACCCAUCCACGUUGGCCAACGUUAACUACAUUCAGAUUGCAAGUGCAUCUGAUAAUCCAUCGCCUACAGUACACAUCACUCCGAAGCCGGUCGUGGGACUGGUUACUUCUUCCACGUGGAACAACAACCACAACAACAAGAUAGGAUCGUCGGUAGCACCGAGCAGUUCUCGGCCCGGUUUCUACGAGAACACACCACCUGUCUACAUGUCGUCGAUCGGGGACUUUGAGGAUGAGGGCUACUUUGGAUCAACUAGCCGACCGGCCUUAGACAACACUGUGACCUCCACCGCCAUCUACACAAUCGUGGACAGCAACAACAACAAAAUCAGUAACUUUGCCUCUUCCACGUACGCUCCAUAUGGACCGACUGCAUCGUAUGGUUCCACGCCAUCGUACCCAAUCGGAAACCGUGUACCACCGAAACAACCCAGCUUGCAAACGUACGGACCACCGGCAGUUGUCGAGGUAUCCACACUCAAGAACGAACUGUACACUACGCCAGAUGACAUCAACAACUUCCCGCCGGUGCGCAAUCCUAACCUGAAUCUUACCGACCCUACCACCAUGUCGAACAUCACGAAGAUCGAGAACGGUAUCUACGGAACUCCGGCUAGCGAGGAGGACAAGGUCAACAUGCUGGUCAACAAGAUUGUGCAGACGUUCAAUGGCAACUUUGAGGAGCUGGAACAAAUUCUGAAGGAGCGUAAAAAUCUAACCAUCACCAGCACAGCUGGAUCACUGGCCGCUACUACCGCCGUUGCGCCUACAUCAGUUUCGUCUACCAGCGAAGGAUCGGCUCCCACGUCCAGUACGACUCCAAAGCCCAAGAAGAAGAAGAAGCGUCCGAGUGGAAAUCGAAAGCCUGCCAACGGAACCACCACUAGCUCCGGAAGCUCCACAAAGAAACCUACCGCCAAGCCUACCGUACUGGCCGAUAGUGCUGUCAGUAACGCAACCUCCGUCAAACCAUUGUCUCGCCCUUCCAAGAAACCGACCAAGGUACGACGCCCUAGUAACUCCACCAAACCAACCACCGGAUCAAAGCCUACCUCCGCAACCACACUCAGCAAACCGAUCGCCAACGACAGUCCAGCAAAACCGGCCAAACCGUCCAGCACGAAACCGAAGCCUUCAACGUCGGCCAGCAGUAGCAGCAGUACCGCAUCCGGUUCGCGACCCAAACCCUCGACAUCUCCGAAACCAUCGGCAGCUGCCAGCACGACCAAGAAACCGGUCCGCGCGUCCACCACCAAGCGGCCAACGCGCAAACCGAGCACCCGACCGACGCUGGCCGAUGCCGACCUCACCACGACCCAGCUGACGACGACGCGCAAACCCACCAAAGUUACGAAGCGCCCCACCAAACGCCCAUCCUCGACGACGACGACCACCACCGCCGCCCCGGAAGACGAAACGAUCGACGAAGAGGAGAACGCCGUGGACGGUGAGGACGAGGAGGAGGAAGAGGACGAGGACGUUGGUGAGGAGACGAACGAGACGGUGGACCAGCAGCCCGGAGGAGGAAGAAAGAUUCUUUGUGGCCAGCGGCCGUUGAUGAAGAGUGGACGGGUGGUGGGCGGUAAGGCAUCGAAGUUUGGCGAAUGGCCCUGGCAGGUGCUUGUUCGGGAGUCGACCUGGCUUGGACUCUUCACCAAGAACAAGUGCGGUGGUGUGCUGAUCACGAACGAAUACGUCAUCACUGCUGCCCACUGUCAACCGGGCUUCCUUGCCUCGCUGGUGGCCGUGUUCGGAGAGUUCGACAUCUCUAGCGACCUGGAAACGAAGCGCUCCGUCACGAAGAACGUGAAACGUGUUAUCGUUCACCGGCAGUACGAUGCAGCCACCUUCGAGAACGAUCUGGCCAUCCUGGAGCUCGAGAAUCCCAUCCAUUACGACGUUCAUAUAGUGCCAAUCUGUAUGCCGGGCGAUGAGGCUGACUUUACCGGGCGCAUGGCAACCGUGACGGGUUGGGGCCGGCUAACCUACGGUGGCGGUGUACCCUCCGUCCUGCAGGAAGUUCAGGUGCCGGUCAUCGAGAACAGCGUCUGCCAGGAGAUGUUCCACAUGGCCGGACACAACAAGAAGAUCCUACCAUCGUUCGUCUGUGCCGGUUACGCCAACGGAAAGCGAGAUUCUUGCGAGGGUGACAGUGGUGGUCCGUUGGUCCUGCAGCGUCCCGAUGGCCGGUACGAGCUGGUCGGUACCGUGUCCCAUGGUAUCCGGUGUGCUGCCCCCUAUCUGCCCGGUGUCUACAUGCGAACAACCUUCUACAAACCCUGGCUACGAAGCGUUACUGGCGUGAAAUAACAUCCCCAGCCGACCGGACCGCCGACCGCCGGCUAACAGAACCUGGUGCUAGUGUGCAUGUGCAUCCGAAAGACAAGGAUCGGUGUGCACCAUGGGUAUAAAGGUGUUUAUAUGUGUGUGUGUGCGUGUGUGCUUGUAUGAAAGCAAGGAUCUACAAAACUUCUCGUGUGGAAGCAUGAAUGAGCGCGUGUGUGUCUGUAUGUAUGCCCACUUGUAUGUAUGUAUUUGAGUAUGGGAUUUAUGUCCCUAGACAAAAACCCUUCACCGGGAGUGCAUCCCGAGUGCGGGGCUUUGAGUGUGUGCGAUAGCGAUGGUUAGCAAGUGUGUAACACACGUAGCAAAAAGAUUAGGUUUAACCUGGCUUCACAGAUAGAGUACGGAAUGCGCUCUCCGAAUGCAUAGGUAGUAGAGACGGUCGGUGUAUGCAUCCCGGACAAACAAUUGCACAAAAAGGGUUUCAAUGCGCUAAGAAGAGGUAAUAGUGGUAUAAAGGUAUGAUAUAUUUUGGCGAUAGCGAGCCGGAGAGUAAUAGGCAGGAAAAGAGGACAAAUUGCAUUCAUAGUGCAUCUGUUAGGGGAUGUGAUUCGGUGAGUCAUUGUUAAGCGUAAUUUAUAUUAAUUUAUUAAACAUUGUUGUUAGUGGUUCAAACUAUUUAUUAAUGGAUAUAUUUAUUUCUGACGCUUCUGGCGGCCAGUGUCUGCGUGAUGCCGGUGCCGCAGCAAGCAUUAAGGUGCAAGGUUAGAGGACCAGGCGCAAAGGGUCCAGCCCGUUAGAGGUGGCUCCAAACAAUUGGAAAGAUAGCAGAAGAAGCGUCAAACAAAUUCAAACCGGUGUAGAAAACGAUCAUGUGAUUAUUUUAAUUUAACAUACAAAACAAACACGUUAAAAUAUAGAAUGGUUAAAACUGUAGAGA
Anopheles stephensi (Asian malaria mosquito) is the source of this 6431-nucleotide messenger RNA. RefSeq names its product serine protease filzig (gene flz). The transcript has 8 exons. Gene Ontology annotation, molecular function: serine-type endopeptidase activity. Gene Ontology annotation, biological process: proteolysis. Lineage: Eukaryota; Metazoa; Arthropoda; Insecta; Diptera; Culicidae. The coding region runs from base 1313 to 5518 and encodes 1401 amino acids. The record is from RefSeq and is a predicted model, not a curated record.